This is a messenger RNA of Rhopilema esculentum, 4256 nucleotides long. Lineage: Eukaryota; Metazoa; Cnidaria; Scyphozoa; Rhizostomeae; Rhizostomatidae. The record is from RefSeq and is a predicted model, not a curated record.
GAUUUGGGCCUACCGCAGUCUUUGGAGGAGGAGAGGUGAAUUUGUACACAAAGCUUCAAGGAAAUGGCGAAAUUGGGCAAGGUGUAGCGAAACCAGUUUCAACUAGCAUCGUUUUGCACUGUUAUCUGCGUAUAAAGAAUCAAAAUGUCGGGCAAUAGGGGAAUGGAAGAGCUCAUUCCAAUUGUUAACAAACUACAAGAUGCUUUUGCUCAGUUAGGCAUCGAAGCUCCAAUCGACCUUCCGCAAAUCGCAGUUGUCGGAGGUCAGAGUGCUGGUAAAAGUAGCGUUUUGGAAAAUUUUGUUGGAAGGGAUUUUCUUCCAAGAGGCUCAGGAAUAGUUACCAGAAGGCCACUGAUCUUGCAACUCAUAUUUUCAAACACAGAGUAUGCUGAGUUCCUCCAUUGCAAGAACAAAAAGUUCACAGACUUCAAUGCUGUCAGACAGGAGAUUGAAGAUGAAACUGACAGAGUGACUGGCAAAACCAAAAAUGUUUCACCAAUUCCUAUAAAUCUCAGAGUUUACUCUCCACAUGUUCUAAACCUGACGCUGAUAGAUUUGCCAGGAAUGACAAGGGUUGCAAUUCCUGGACAACCACCAGAUAUCGAACGUCAGAUAAAAGACAUGGUGAUGACGUUCAUAACAAAGCCCAAUUGUUUAAUCCUUGCUGUAUCUCCCGCGAAUUCAGACUUGGCAAACUCUGAUGCACUGAGAGUUGCUCAAGAAGCCGACCCUCAAGGAGAGAGAACAAUUGGAGUUGUUACAAAGUUAGAUCUAAUGGAUGAGGGAACGGAUGCUAAAGAUAUAUUGGAAAACAAAGUGUAUCCCCUCAGAAGAGGGUUUAUUGGAAUUGUAAAUCGAAGUCAGAAAGACAUUGAUGGCAGAAAGGACAUCAAGGCAGCUAUGGCAGCCGAGAGGAAAUUUUUUCUGAGUCAUCCAGCCUACAGGCAUUUGGCUGAUAAAAUGGGAACACCUUUUCUGCAGAAAGCCCUUAACCAGCAACUCACAAAUCACAUUCGUGAAACUUUACCAACAUUAAAGAAUAAGUUACAAGAUCAAGUUUUAUCGAUGGAAAAAGAAGUUGCAGAGUACAAAAAUUUUAGACCAGAUGAUCCAACUGCAAAAACAAAAGCACUCAUGUUGAUGCUGCAGAAUUACAGUGCCGACAUUGAGAGAAUCAUUGAAGGAGGUGGUGGGGAUGAAAUUGACACAGCUCAGUUGUCAGGUGGAGCUAAAAUUAACCGAAUCUUCAACGAGCGUUUCCCGUUUGAAUUAGUAAAGGUCGAGUAUGACGAAAAGCAGCUUAGAAGGGAAAUAAGUUUUGCAAUUAAGAAUAUUCACGGUAUCAGGUCCGGGCUGUUCACUCCAGACAUGGCAUUUGAAGCAAUCGUUAAAAAGCAGAUCGAUCGCCUGAGAUCACCAGCUAUAAGAUGUGUUGAUAUGGUCAUGGCUGAGCUCGUUACCAUCGUCAAAAUAUGUACGAACAAGAUGGAAAAAUACCCAGGAUUAAAAGACGAAGUUGAAAUGAUUUGUCUAACAGAAAUAAGAGAAUCUGAAAUCAAAGCGAAAGAACAAGUUAAGUUGCUGGUUGAGAUUGAACUUGCUUAUAUCAAUACACAGCAUCCGGAUUUCAUUGGCUUUGCAGAAGCACAAUCCAAAGCAUCUAACUCAGGUGAGACGAGAAGCCGUAAGCUGAACGUUGGGAAUCAGGUGAUACGCAAAGGAUGGCUGACUCUUGGCGGAGGAGGUUUCAUGAAAGUGUCAAAGGAUUAUUGGUUUGUCUUGACAGCUGAAUCCCUCACUUGGUUCAAAGACGACAGCGAGAAAGAAACGAAGUACCAGCUAAGGUUGCAGGACUGCAGACUCAGGGAUGUAGAGAGUGGCUUGCUGUCAAAGCGCCAUUAUUUUGCACUCUUCAACCCAGAUUCAAAGAACGUUUUGAAGGACUACAAGCAGUUAGAAUUAUCUGCAGAGACUCAAGAUAUCGUAGACAGUUGGAAAGCUUCGUUUCUACGUGCUGGUGUGUUUCCUGAGAGAGACAGAGAUGAUGACGAUGGAGGGUCAAACGGGCUUGGCUCUAUGGAUCCGAUUCUUGAACGACAAGUGGAAACAGUCCGGUAUCUUGUGGAUUCAUAUAUGCGGAUUGUCAGCAAAAGUGUCCAGGAUAUGGUUCCAAAGAUUGUCAUGUACAUUGUUGUAAACAAGAUUAAAGAUUUUGUACAGGCAGAAUUAUUGGCCAACCUCUAUGCCAAGGGCAAUACGAAUGACAUGAUGCACGAAAGUGAUGCGGAAGUGGCUCGUCGCAAUGAAAUUCUAAGAAUUUACCAUGCUAGCAAGGAAGCAUUGAAAAUCAUUGGCGAUGUUAGCUCAACAACUGUGUCAACCCCACUUCCUCCACCUGUUGAGCAUGAUUUAACAGAUUUCGAUUUUGGCAAACCCGAACCUGCUAGACCGCCUCCCCAACGGCCAUCUCCUGCUGUGCAGGCUCCUCCAAGGCCACACAUUCCUUCAAGACCGUCAAACAAAGAUCUCCCUAAUUCAGAAGCCAGUUCUGGAACGCCGUUCAUACCUAAACGACCAGCUCCUACAAGGCCUGCCCCUGGUUCCCGCCCACCGCCAGUUCCAAACAGACCAUGAUCACUCCAGCAACAACUGCAGCAACUAAAAGACUAAUAGCAGAUUACACCUUUGAAUAUUAGUUUAAUUCACAGUAAAUGACUUGUUUAUAUUUUUAUCUCAUGAUUUUCGUAUGUAGUUCUAAAAUACAAUAAAUACAUAAUUUGCUCUGUCCAGUGUUUAGGUUUAUUUCUUAGCAUGAUUUAUAGUCCUGCAAUAAUAUAUCGUGAGAAUUUGGUCAUUUGAUAAAGAAAGAAGGGUGAAAGAAAAUUUCUGCUCAUUUUCCUGUUGUUCGAAGAAGUUUCAGACAAGUUCAUCUCCGUUUUAAUGGUACAGUAUAAUCCGGUUAUAACGUACUUAAAGGGACCAGCGUAUUAAGUACGUUGUAUCCGAAGUACGUUGUAACGAGGGUAAGUAAAAAUUGACUAAAACCAAGCACACCUUUUGCCGGGACCAAGCACACCAGUACGUUAUAUCCGAAAGUACGUAAUAACCGAGUUCGUUAUAACGGGAUUCUACUGUAAAUAUCAGAAGUUGGAACAUUUCUUAACAUAUGGUAUUUUUACAAGAUUUCAAUUAGUCGAUCUAAUGUUGAAAGAAUUUCACGUUUUAUGAAAUGUCACUAGUCUUGAAUUUCAAAAAACUUCCGUGAAUAUUUGAACAAACCAUUUUCUGUCGAAAUGAUCUUGGGCUUCUAAAUAAACUAAAUAAAGGUUAAUAGUGCAGAAGAAAGGUUUCUUCGAUUAGUUUUUAGAACAUGAUGGUCAUACGACAUUAUAAGAAUUUUUGUUCAAGGUUGUAUAUUUAGUCAUUAUUUUGUCAUUUAACAUUCUUGGAUGUGACAUCGAAUUCUAGACUUAGGUGUAGUUCCUCUUUUUAUGUUGGCCUGUUAAUGCACGUUUAUAUACCAUGUAAAGCUGUUUCCCUCCUCAACUGUAUAUUAUUUGUGUGAAGAAACUAGAGAUAUUAGAAAACCGUAAAUAAAACCCCAUUGACAACAUAAGACCGAUGCACGAUUAUCAUUGGUUUUUCUGGGAGUCGUUUCAGAAGCGAUGUAUCUGUUUGCUGAAGACCUUAUUGAUCAGUGAAAUUGGCUACAUCUUGAACCAGAGAAACUCACACCUCAACAUUCCUUUUUGGCAAAAAUGAAGGCUGGAAAGCAGUGCAUUUAGUUCUACAGAUAGCCAAGAAAGUGUGCAGCUCAUGUCGACUAAAUCCUUUGAAUUCCACUUUAAAUUAUAGCUAAUUGCUAUUGCUAUUAUUAACAUCAAUUUGAUCAGAAAUGUUUCAUCACAAAAAAGGUCAUACAUAGUUUACAGCUAAUCCUUUGCGAACAGCCUCGUUUCCAUUCUUUCCCUUCACGUUGAAAAACAAAAUGGCGUCGACGCUGCUAACGAUAAAUCUCAAAGAAAUGAGUGUGUACGAUGCAUCGAACAGAAGACUGGCAAUUUUGGAAGACUGACGUCAACUGAGGUCCCAAAUUUUCCCGCAGUUUCUGUGGUAGGGACACUUGGAAUGAAUGAGCUACAACCAGGAAAUAUAGAGGAAUCGCACCUGCACAGAGGCUGGAUAUGUUAUCGGUUAAAUCCUAAAUUUAAAGAAUCAUGUAUUUUUUUGGACCAGAAGUUGAGCUUCUAAUGAAA